UAACCAGUUCAAAACUUACCUGCUCAACUUUCAAAAGUGUUCGGCUGUAAAGGCAUUUUAAAUGCCCAAAUACUAUACAAUAAAAGCCCGCUGAUUUAAGGAAUUGAAAAUACUCUACUGAAAGAUGACGACUUUAAAUCCGCCAUCGUCCCUUAGGUGUUUUGUUUGUGUUAAUGAUGUAGCACUGACUUGGAAAGACUUAACACUAGCUAAAGAUUCGAAUCCGCUGGAAAAAAGCCUCGUGAAACAUCUUCAGAAAGCACAUAUGAAGCCAAAAGUAAUUUGCAGAGGAUGCAAAAUGCAGCGAUACUGCAGCGUGGCCCAUCUCGUUGCGGAUCGUCCAGAACAUAAGCCCCUUUGCCAGGUGCUGAGGAGCCUUCAGAAGUUCAGGCAGAUCGACCAUCCGUUACUGCUUCACGGAAGGAUCUCCGAUCGAGCGAUGCUGCAGUUCGUCAUGUCCCAGCUUAAGCUGAUUCUGUGGAUCAAGUUGGCCAGACCACUCACUCCGCGGGAAAGCCAGCUCAUAGGGAACCCAGUCGUCUGUGAUGUGUGCUUCAGUACCGAAGCACUGGAAGCUUGCAAUGGAUGUGCCGGAGUGGCCUACUGCACGGAGCACCUACAUGCAGUCAAGGAUUAUCACUUGCCAAAAGAUUGCCGAACUCUGGCCCUCAUCUCCACUCCCUUGCGCCAAUUGGACUGUCUCAAGAACAUCACUAAAUUCUACCAAAGCAGUUCCCUAACAGAGACUCAUAUUGUGGAUGCUUUUUUUAAAGCCACUUCCUUGAGUAUCAGCGGCAAUUCAUUUACCAAUUUGGAGGAAUACCAGCUAUUCGCAACCUGUUCAUCCUUCAGCGGCAUCGCCAGCCUUUGCCUGGCCCUGACGCACAUUUCCUGGGUCUCUAAUCCGGACAAAGCUGUCAUCGUUUACGUGGUGGGCGCCACCAAGGAGCACCUGCGAUACUUCGACCUCAUGCACCUGAAAUUCCUGUUCCUGCAGUACCCCAACAUUCGUCACCUGGAGUUGGUGUUCAUUGGGAAAUCACUUAAACAGAACGAAGACAUAAAGGGAGGCUUCAGUGUUAAGAAUCAUAGUCGAACCGUGAUAAAACGCUUUUAUCCCUUAACAUUUGCACAGUACUCAAGCUGUUACAAUGUGGAUCCCACUUUGAUUUUCAUGCUGCAACCCGAUUUCAUCGGCACUGGAAAAAUAACCCAGGACUUGGUCAGGGUAUUACAAGUUCAAAACGAAGGUUAUGAGGUUUCUGACUGGCAGCAUUGUCUGUCAAGUAUGGUUCGAUCUUUUGGUGUUCCCAUUUGUUAUACGUCGAUCUCAAAGGUCCAGGCAAUGUCUGAUUACACGGCCAUCAAUAUGGUGGCCAAGCAAAAUUACAUUGCCGUCAAGCGCGCCUACAACAUAACCUACAAUCCCUAUCGUGAAUUAUUACCAUUUCACAACCCUUCUCCAGAAGACUGCGAAAGGAUUGUUUAUGCAAAUAACUACCUGGAGGUUGUUUUCACAAGUUCCAAAAACCAUUAUUAACAGACCACCGAAAAGACUAUUUAAGCUAGUUAAGAUAAGUUGACAGUAUCUAGA
Drosophila gunungcola (fruit fly) is the source of this 1594-nucleotide messenger RNA. RefSeq lists its product as uncharacterized. The transcript has 2 exons. NCBI's taxonomy places the organism in Eukaryota, Metazoa, Arthropoda, Insecta, Diptera, Drosophilidae. Bases 125 to 1540 code for a protein of 471 amino acids. Gene Ontology annotation, cellular component: extrinsic component of mitochondrial inner membrane. The record is from RefSeq and is a predicted model, not a curated record.